Scleropages formosus (Asian bonytongue) is the source of this 2234-nucleotide messenger RNA. Its product is annotated as mesoderm induction early response protein 1-like. NCBI's taxonomy places the organism in Eukaryota, Metazoa, Chordata, Actinopteri, Osteoglossiformes, Osteoglossidae. Gene Ontology annotation, biological process: negative regulation of transcription by RNA polymerase II. The coding region runs from base 139 to 1560 and encodes 473 amino acids. Gene Ontology annotation, cellular component: nucleoplasm. The record is from RefSeq and is a predicted model, not a curated record. The transcript is spliced from 13 exons. Gene Ontology annotation, molecular function: histone deacetylase binding; transcription corepressor activity.
UUCACCUGCGUGGGGCUGUCUCUGUUAAGGCUCAUUUGCGACGUGAAAGUGGAAUUCGCGAAGCCUUCUUUUGGGAGUUCAAGCCCAGCAGGAGGUUCAGCUGCUUCAGAUGACCAGGAGUUUGACCCUUCGGCUGACAUGCUUGUUCACGAAUACGACGACGAACGAACAUUGGAGGAAGAGGAGAUCCUUGAAGAAGAAACCAGCUUUAGCACUGAGAUUGAUGAUCUUGCUCGGGAGGGUGAAAUGCCUAUUCAAGAACUAUUAAAUAUGUAUGGUUAUGGAAAUGGUGGCUCGCCUGAGGAGGCAGAAGAAGAUGAUGAGGAUGGGGAGGAAGAGGAAGAGUAUGUGGAUGACAUAGCAACUGAUGAGAAUAGCGGAAGUACUGAGGAGUUGAAAAGGAUCCCGGGUGAACAAGCAAAGGACGUCUCUGGACAGGAGGAUGAGACUCAGUCCUCCAUUGAUGACCGGACUUUGUUUUCCACAUCUCGUGACACAGCAGAGUUGAUCCGUCCAAGGAGGUGCAAGUACUUUGAGAGCAAUGAAGAUGAAUCUGAAGAUGAUGAAGAUUACAUUCCCUCUGAGGACUGGAAAAAGGAAAUCAUGGUGGGCACUAUGUACCAGGCUGAAACUCCUUCUGGGCUUUGCAGAUAUAAAGAGAACGAAAAAGUUUAUGAAAAUGAAGACCAGUUAUUGUGGGAUCCAGAUUUGCUCCCAGAAGACAAAGUGGUGGAGUUUCUGACUGAGGCCUCAAAGCGCACUGGUGAAGAGAAGGGGGUGGAUGCCAUCCCAGAGGGCUCUCAUAUUAAAGAUAACGAGCAGGCUCUGUAUGAGUUGGUAAAAUGCAAUUUUGAUACUGAUGAAGCAUUAAGACGACUGCGGUUUAAUGUAAAAGCAGCUAGAGAGGAACUGUCUGUUUGGACAGAGGAAGAAUGCAGAAAUUUUGAGCAAGGACUAAAAGCUUAUGGCAAAGAUUUUCAUUUAAUACAGGCAAACAAGGUGAGAACUAGGUCUGUUGGAGAAUGCGUGGCCUUUUAUUACAUGUGGAAGAAAUCUGAGCGUUACGAUUUCUUUGCACAGCAAACCAGAAUUGGAAAAAGGAAGUAUAAUCUUCACCCAGGUGUUACGGAUUAUAUGGACCGGCUUCUGGAUGAGACUGAGAGCGCAGCCUCCAGUCGCGCAGCUUCGCCGCCUCCCACAACCUCCAACAGCAGCACAAGUCACUCCGAGAGAGACGACAGCUGCUUCCAGAAUGGCAUUAGUCACGGAAUUGCGGAAGACCAGUCUGAUAUGAAUGAAGCUGGAAGUGAAGAGAUGCAGAGAAAUGGACCAGUUCACACCCAGGAGAAUCCUCCUUCAGACAAAGACACCAGUACUAAUGGCUGUGGUAGUGCAGAGUCAUUGCACGGUAACCGGAGUGCAUCUGAGCAGAACGACCUGAGCAGAAAGCACGAGGAGCUCUGCUACGAAAACCCUCUGAAAAGACGCAGGACGGAGAGUAGCGCCCAGGGUGAGGCCGACCCUCUCAACAGUAGUGCGGGCAAAGCAGACAGCAACUGACACUCCUUCGCACGCAGCAGAGACCCCCACUAUGUGCGAAACGUAUCGGAGCCUCCAGAAGACUGGGGCUCACCAGCAAAGAGGGGUCAGAGGGUGUGGGGCACGCGCAGUCCAGCCUCCCGUCUCUCUACGUUCCAAAGUCACAAGUCUUCUCAAUCUGAGUCUUUUCGAUUUUGAAAACAGAAUUUUAAAGAAUUGCAUUUCUUACUGGUGUAACAAAUUGUCAGCUCCUAUUUUUGUAUGUGAAAUAUUUAUAUUUUUUUGAAUGAUGGCAGAAGCUAAGUUUAAGCCACUCAAACAGGUGAAUGUUCGGCGGAAUGGUUGUCACUUGCAGUGUGCAAGGGGGUACCAGAGCUUUACAGACACAGUGUUGCACUUUUUUCUUUGUACCAGAGAAUUGCACCGCAAGCAUUUUUCAUUCGAGCAAAUAGGAAAUCAGACUCCAUGAGGCCUUACAUUGUGCCUGGUUGUUUUUAUAGGAAAAAUGAGCCAAUGGGAAACUGGUUUGUUUGUGAUACUGACAUCAGUGAUGUCCUGUAUAUUACCGGGGCAUGGGGCCAUUGAAAUGCAAACAAUAUUUCCAGAAUCUAAAGACUGAAUUUACGUUUUAUAAAAACAAAAAUGUAUAGACUUUUUAUUGAUUUUUCUGAUCUUGUACAGUUUUUACUUUUGAU